Molecule: messenger RNA, 1236 nt
Organism: Danio aesculapii
Lineage: Eukaryota; Metazoa; Chordata; Actinopteri; Cypriniformes; Danionidae
Exons: 10
Coding region: 1-1197 (398 amino acids)
Source: RefSeq, a predicted model, not a curated record
AUGACAUAUAAGUUUAUGGAUGAGGAAUUGAAGGUUGCCCAAAAGUCAUCUUCACCUGUCCGCCUGCCUACCUCAGACCAGAAAAGGAAUGAGCAGGAUAGAAGGAUAUUUCGGCAGUUGAGACCCUGGACUCUCAGUCCAAGAGAUCAGGCGACUCCUGCAGAUUUGUCUACAUUCCAGCCAACACCACCAUCAAAAAGGGAGCAGGAAAGCACUCAGCAGCAUCAGAAAAUGACGCGAGCGAGUGCAAACUUCUCUUCAGUCUCCCGCCCACAACAGCUCCAGCACACGAAAGAGCAGGAUAAAAGGAUAUUUCCACAGUUGAGACCCUGGACUGUCAUUCCGAAAGUUCAGUUGACUCCUGCACAUUUGUCUACAUUCCAGCCAACACCACGAUCAAAAAGGAAGCGAGCGAGUGCAAACUUCUCUUCAGUCCCCCGCCAACCACAGCUCCAGCAAAAAAGAAUGUCUCUUAAGGAGAAAAUGGAAGCUGUAGAAAAAGCCUGGAGAGAGGAGACCGAGAGAAGAGAGGAGCUGAAAAUCGAGGAAGUUGUCGAAGCGCAGGAGACCAACUUUGACAAAUCCUCAGAUUUGAAGUCAAUGGAGCGGGAAGUUUUUGUACGAGCACGGACCAUCAAGAGCGACGAGAUCAAAGAGGGGUUUCUUGAAAGGAAGACAGAGACCUUGAAAGAGAGUAUUCUUUUAUGCCAUUAUCGCAUGAAUGAAGCUCUGUAUGAGAGAAAGGCGCUUAAAAAACAGCAGCAGCAGCAACAGGACCCUUCCUGGAAGAUCGAAAACAAACUUAUGACCGACAAGCUCGCUGAGGUCUAUAAGGACUGUGGAGGGAUCUUCAACGAUGCUGACGUCAGUUCAAAGGAGAAAGAAUUGGAAGACUUGUGUUUGGAGGCCUGCAACUUCAUUAAAAGCCACAAGUUUGAAACACCACUGAGUCAGAUGAUUGAAGACUACGAGAACCGAAAAAUGAAACGGGAACUUGCUCAGCAGACAGCUUUGAUGAAACAAAAGCGGGAAGAAUGGUGCCAGUACAGAAGACAGAAAAGGCUGGCGAUAGCACUCGCUCCUCCUGUGGUUAUAACUGGAAGAAAGCUGAUGCCCCGCAGCCCACCUCCAAGACCCGUGCAGAAAGAACCAGCUGAAGCCACCUGGAAGGACAGUUUAAUGGAUCUCUUUGAUUGAUGAGCUCCUCACCGCUCCUCCAUAUUAGGAAAAGCAACA